AUGCUUAAGGUGGAGCUUGAGGACAAUGGGACCAGGGCCCAUCAAGCAGAAAGUGAUGCGGACGUUCUGAUUGUGGAUACGGCUGUGAAAAUAUCGGAAACAGCAGCUGUCGGCAUUGUAGGCGAAAAUGUCGACCUCAUAGUCCUCUUGAUGGCUGAAGCUGAUGCGCAUAAUGAAAUUAUAUUUAUCAAGCCUGGACGUGGGGAGACAAGGGAUUCCUUAUUCUCGUCUCAAGGGCUUCAGCAACUAGGUUUCAAGGACGUGCUAUUUUUGCACGCAUUUACUGGAUACGACACAACAUCUUCCGCUUUUCGAAAAAGUAAGGUCGCAUUCGCGAAGUUGUAUCUGAAGUCUCGAGAAGUUCAUAAAGCAGCAGCGGUCUUUUCAGACCCUUCCUCCACCACCGCCCAAGUACAAAAGGCAGGUGAAACCUGCAUCUUGAGAUGGUAUGGGGCUCCAGCUGAAGAGGUCACCCUUAAUGCCUUUAGGUACAACUCGUUCUUGAAAUCGGUGGCCAUCAUCAAGCCUGAUAUCUCUUCUCUUCCUCCCAGCAAGGGAGCAACAAAACAGCAUUCCCUCCGAACAUUCCACCACGUUCAGGUGUGGCUGGGAAAUGACCUGCCUCCUCAGAUGCAUGGGUGGAAGAUUGAGGACAACUGCUUGGUCCCAGUGUCCCAGUGCAUAGGGAACUGCCUGAAUAGGGACCCUCAAGUGGACUCUGAAAAUGAGGGAGAACAGGAUGGUCCUCUGACCGGUUUCCUACAAGAAGAUGAGAACGAAGACGAGGAUCAAGAUCUUUUCCCAUCAAGAGACUGA
Phaedon cochleariae (mustard beetle) is the source of this 816-nucleotide messenger RNA. NCBI's taxonomy places the organism in Eukaryota, Metazoa, Arthropoda, Insecta, Coleoptera, Chrysomelidae. The record is from the annotation of a GenBank genome assembly.